CGGAAGGCCCCGCUCCGCACGCACGUCCGCCGGUGGCCGGGCCGGGGCCUCGGGGCGGCUGCGCGGGCGGCGGGCGGCCGGAGGGAGGGAGGGGCCGAGACUUCGCCGCCGCCGCCACCGCCGCUCCGCCUGCAGACCUCCAGAUCCCACACCGGAUGGACCCACAGGCUGGUUUUUCCAGUUUGCUCCCCAGGGCAAUUUGCAUAUUUCUCAAGAAGCUGAACGGCCUGUUUUCAGACUUAGAGAGAGGGCAGGCCCACAGCUGUUUCUUGAAAUCUGGGGCUGGACAUGGCCUCAUGGGGCAGAUCGCGCUGCAGGCUGCCUCAGGGGGCCGAGCCAGCUGUGGAGGGGGAGCCACAUCUGCCCACGGGCCGGGACCUGACCGAGGCCAACCGCUUCGCCUAUGCCGCCCUGGGCGGCGUCUCUCUGUCCCAGCUGUUUCCAGAACCUGAGCAAAGCUCCUUCUGCACAGAGUUUGUGGCGGGCCUGGUGAAGUGGCUGGAGUUGUCUGAAGCCGUCUUGCCAACCAUGACAGCUUUUGCCAGCGGCCUGGGAGGCGAAGGAGCAGACAUGUUUGCUCAGAUUUUAUUGAAGGACCCCAUCUUGAAGGACAACCCGUUGGUGAUCAUUCAGGACCUUCUGAGCUUCUCACUCAAGGAUGGGCACUAUGACGCGCGGGCCCGAGUCCUCAUUUGCCACAUGACCUCUCUCCUCCGAGUGCCCUUGGCAGAGCUGGAUCUCCUUGAAGAGACGUUCCUUGAGAGCCUGAAGGAAAUCAAAGAGGAGGAAUCUGAAACGGCCGAGGCAUCCCGGAAGAAGAGAGAAAACCGGAGGAAGUGGAAGCGCUAUCUCCUGAUAGGCCUGGCGACCGUCGGAGGCGGAACGGUGAUCGGCGUGACCGGGGGUCUCGCUGCCCCUCUUGUUGCUGCCGGAGCCGCAACAAUCAUUGGCAGCGCCGGAGCAGCGGCUCUGGGCUCCGUGGCCGGCAUAGCCGUCAUGACCUCGCUGUUUGGGGCAGCUGGAGCUGGCCUGACAGGAUACAAGAUGAAGAAGCGUGUUGGGGCCAUUGAAGAGUUCACAUUUCUGCCUCUGACAGAGGGCAGGCAGCUACACAUCACCAUCACCAUCACGGGAUGGCUGGCAUCCGGCAAAUACCUUCACCCCAGGUCAAAGGGCAAGAUCGUUUUGCGGGGAGGAAGUUGUCAUCAGGGUUCUCCCCCAGCAGCCGAGUACGGUGCGCUCCCCGGGCAGAGGUGGUUCGAGGAAGGAUACCCAGGCCAGAGUACCUUCAGCGCUCCGUGGGCCGCCCUGGCCCACAGCCAUGAGCAGUACUGCCUGGCCUGGGAGGCCAAGUACCUGAUGGAGCUCGGCAACGCCCUGGAGACCAUCCUCAGUGGUCUUGCCAACAUGGUGGCCCAAGAAGCCCUGAAGUAUACAGUGUUGUCUGGCAUUGUGGCUGCCCUGACCUUACCAGCCUCACUCCUCAGUGUCGCCAACGUCAUCGACAACCCCUGGGGGGUGUGUCUCCAUCGAUCAGCAGAGGUUGGCAAGCACCUGGCCCACAUCCUGCUCUCCCGACAGCAGGGCCGGCGACCUGUCACCCUGAUUGGCUUCAGUCUGGGAGCCAGAGUCAUCUACUUCUGUCUGCAGGAAAUGGCUCAGGAGAAAGCUGCUGUUACUGAGCUGUGAAUUUAGCUGUUAGCUUCCUAGCAAUCAAAGCAAAAACGGAAAGUGUUGACCUCCUGUUUCUCAUAUCCGUGAGGGGAUGUGGAGAUGCCUUCUCUGCAGGUAACAAGAUCUCCCAUUUCAAGCAGACUCGCUCUGUCUGUGAGUUGCACCCUCUCCUUCAGGAGCUGAGCAUGCGCUUAAUUAACCCGCAGGGCCUCGGGCCACCCCUGCCUUUGGUAGCUGGAAAGGUCGGGCUGGAGGUCACAAACCUGGAGCCCUGAGGAGAAGGCCCUGGUCGCGAAUAAUCUUUCCAGGGUGCUGGUAAUUGUCAGGCAGGCUGUCGCUGGGGCUUCCUGGGAACUGAGAUUAGAGUUAAUGACCCUUAGGCUUUGGCGAGCACCUGGGCACUUGGAAGACGGUUAAUUAGGCGGCAAGUCCCAAGUCGAUUUUUAUUUGGGUGAUUUUACAUUUUGUACUUUAGCAGCUGCUAGAGAUUGAGGCUUCACGAGACUGUGUGGCCUGCGUCGCAGGCUCAGAGAACAGUGGAAAGCAUGACUUUUAGUUCCUGCCACAUUCCUCUGCAGAAGUUUGAUGGAGAACAGCUGCUCGUCUCCAAAAUAAGAAACCAUCGUUCAGAGGGGGGGAAAGAGGAAGGGAGCUGAUGUUUACUGAGAACCUACUAUGUGCCAGGUAGGAGCGGAAUCCAUCCUGAGCUGCUUCCCAGUCACCUUGGAAGGUGUGGGUGUUACUACACCUGGAAGCAGGUGUUGUAUUUUCCAUUUUUACAGUUGGGGAACCAGAAGCCCAGGGAGGUUAGGUGACUUGGCCAAGGGCUCACAGCCAGUAAUUAGCAAGUCUUGGAUUCUAACCCAGAUACGUCUGACUUUAUACCAUUUUCUACUAACCUUUCUUUUAUGCUGCCUCUUACGAUAAGCUUGCUGACCUCAAAUUGCCGAUAAAGUUAAUAGAUACCAGCUUUAAAACGGGUAAAUAACAGUACCAAACACUGCAUCACAAGGUCCUAGACAUUACGAAGCUCAGAGGAGAGAGACUUUCCUUCCAGAUGGCAGGGCAGACUUCAGGGAGGGGGUGUGGGCCUUGAAGAACUGGUGAGCUUUGAGAGGCCGUGAGGAAAGCAGGAGGCCUUCGAGCCCAGGACUGGCGAUGGCAAAGAGGCAGAGGCAGGAAGGUGAGUGGGGAGGGCAGGCGGCCUGAACCAAGGUUUCUGCUAGGAAGUCAGGAGAAGCAAGGUCAGAGAGAUGAACAGGGUCCAGAAUGCAGGGCCUUGACCCAUCAGACGGAAAGGAGAGACCCGGACGCGGAAUCUGACCUGAGUCUUGAGUAUUAGUGCUUUCAGUCGGUGUGUUUGUUUAUCCAUUAGUCAGCAGACUUCUGCGGAGGACGUGCCAGGUGUCAGGACCUGUGCAGGGAACAGAGGUCAGCCAGACUCCAUCCCCACCUGGGAUCUCGGAUGGGAGGGGACCUCCCUUCUGAACACUGCCUACCCCUCCCACAGCCAUACCUGCCUGCAGCAGCGCAGACCUGCCCACCUGCUUGUCCUGGAGUCCUCUCUUCUCUUCACACUCGCUUCCCCAAGGCUGGGGUCUCCAGCCCCUCAUUUGGCCGCCUUGGAUACCCAAUAACAGGCCUUGCUGAAGGGCACCAAACGAAGGCCGUUGGUUGAGUGCCCUUUGUGUGUACUGUCUCAUGGAUCGUCACAGCCAGCCUGGGAGAGAGGGACACUUAUCUCUGGUUCUCAAGAGAACAGGCUCAGAGAGCUGAGAAGAUUUGAUCACGGUCACACAGAUGUCAGCCAAGGAGCCAAGGGUGGCCCCAGGCCUGCUAACUCCACCCCAGGGCUCUCUCCACUGCCCCGUUGGGACCCUCCACCUGCUCCUUUAAUUGCAUAGCUGAGUGUUGACCCGACUUGCCCAGCCUGCACAGCUAGUUUAAGGCAGGGCCGGGUCUGGAGUCUCGGUCUCGUGGCUCAUCUCAGGGACCCCAGGGAGGGGCGGGCGCUCUGGGAUGUGGUCAGCCCACCUCUUGGCAGGGUGCUCCCACCCGCUCUAGCCAGAUGCGAUUCCGGGAAGCUCCUGGAGUAGGACCUGGCCCUGGAGACACCUGGAGCGUUUGUGGUGGCCACAGCACCACCUUGUGGUGACUUUCAGGGGCACACGCGUCACCAGGGAAGGGGCUCCUCCAAGCCCAGCACAGGGUGGGUUUCCAACAAGCACCGGCUGGGGAGGGUCUCCUGACUGCCUUCCAUUGAAGGCUCGUGCAAAACUGAGCAGCUGCUCCCGCUUCCUGAGAAAUUUCCGUGCCACCCACUUGUAUCCUUCUGAUUUGCACUUAUCAGGCACCAAAGAUACAAAGAGCCAGCCCUGGGUGGUCUAGUCGUUAAGGUUCGGCAGCCCAGGUUCAUUUCCUGGUCAGGGAACCCCACCACCUGUAUGUCCCUUGUCACACUGUGGUG
Molecule: messenger RNA, 4141 nt
Organism: Equus caballus (horse)
Lineage: Eukaryota; Metazoa; Chordata; Mammalia; Perissodactyla; Equidae
Source: RefSeq, a predicted model, not a curated record